Molecule: messenger RNA, 8469 nt
Organism: Papilio xuthus (Asian swallowtail)
Lineage: Eukaryota; Metazoa; Arthropoda; Insecta; Lepidoptera; Papilionidae
Gene: Nca
Product: neurocalcin homolog
Exons: 7
Coding region: 2163-2735 (190 amino acids)
Molecular function (GO): calcium ion binding
Source: RefSeq, a predicted model, not a curated record
UUACAUUUAAAAAAGAAUCAUAUUUUAUAUUUCUAUUCAAUAGUUUAUUCCGUUUACGGAGUGCCAACGGUAUUAGUUACCUUUGAUGUUAUUUUAUUUCUCAUAUUUCAUACUCCCGCGUAUUACGAAGUUUCUCUUUGAGGUAUAGUUAAUACUUCUAGACUCUAGAACAUCUACACAAUAGUGUAACGUCGUAUCAAAGUGCGGCUACGUGGUUAUAUUUGAAGAGCUUUACUCUUUACAGUGAAUCCUUUGACGCAGUACCAAUAUAUACAUCAGUUGAACUUCGUCGUUUGAUUUGAAGUGUAGAACAAAAGUAAUAGAAGUGCCGAGACUUACUGUUGAUAUCAUUGUCUACGGCAUCCCUUUGUUUCAUAACUGUCGCUGACAUUAAAGCCGGACAGCGGUUACAGUAAAAUUCAAUGCUUCUAAACUAAUCUAAAACUAUACAUUAUAUUUAAUGGGAGAGGAGCGAAGAAUUUAUUAAAAUUUGAAUCAAAAAAUAAUAAAAUAACUUAACUUCAUACUAUAAUACCUAUGGCGGUGACUAAUUCCAUCGAUAUGCAUUCCAAUCCAGGAAUAGAAGUAAUAAUUUAUUAGAUUAUUACCCCAUCGUUAGUACGAAGUGCUACGACCUACAUAUCAAUUAAACUCGAAUCAAUUUCCAUUUAUUGAAUUCCCAUUAAAAUAAGCCAUACACUAAAGUUUUAUUUUUUUAAUAUGACGGAUACGUUAAUACUUAUUUAUAACCACCAUAUGACUAUUUUAAUUAAUUCAUCAAUCAUUAAAAGUGCAAGGGUAAUCUCAUUUGAAUAAAUGAAUUGGCGACUGAAGACCAAGUGUGUUCAAUAGCAAUGAAAAAUAGUGCAAAGAAAGCAUAGUUAUUUCCAUGGUUCAAGUUCCAAUGUUAGAUGUUUUUUCAUUGAUUAUUUGAAACCCAAGGUAACAUAGAAGCGCCAUCCCCUAAUUACCUUUAAAAGAAAAACAGAUAUUUAAUCAUUUUUAUUCAUGUCUAAAAUACAAUUUAUUCUUUUCUUCGACAAAGAUCGCAUACUCUCGUUUUUUUUUAAUUAUGUUAAUAUUAAAAUCCUGAUAUACUCCACAGUCGACAUUUACAAGAAUAGCAGGGGAAAAAUAGUUGAGGUUGAGAUAAAAUUACUUUAUCCCUCACUACUAUUUUCAUAGAGCCUUAAAUCGAUUACGCACAAUUUUCAGUGACGAACGACAGAUGCUUCAUUAAACAUACAUAUUUAUCAUGUACAUACAUAUUCAGAGAACAGGCACACAUAUUAUUUCUUCACUUCUUUUUGUUAGGAGACAAUAGGUCUCGUUUUAGGACAUUUUUUAAACUUAAAUUUUGGCCUUGUAAUUGUCAAUUCACAAAAUUUAAAUACAAAAAGAUAAAGACGUACGUACAAAAAGUUCUUAUCGUUAGUAAACUUGUGUUAGAUCAUUUUUAUUUAUUAUUUUAAAGAAACUCUGCUCGUGUGGCCCCUGCCCCUGUAAUAUUGUCUAAAAAUAAGGCUUGUUUCUUUCAUCGACUUAUGCCUACCCCGAAUCUUAUAGAAAAAAAUCAGCAAUAGUGAUUGUGUGCGUGUGCAAAUUUGAAUAACAAAAACUAAUAAAAUCCACGCGUCGAUUUUCUACAUAAUGUGAUACACCGAAUGUCUGUAGAGAUGUUCGGGAUAAUUCCUUGAAGGCUUUUGUUUCCAAACGUUUAAAUAUCAGGGAGACGGGACUAUUUUCACAAUCGCUCUCCUGCGGGCUUAGGCGACGGUCGUCUUGCAAUUGAUCGCGAGUUCUCCCUUAUUAUACUUUCAAUUGUGCGUGUGUUACUCUCCUUAUUCUCGCGUAACUCCAGAGGUUGAGGAAUCAUACAUCGUUUUGUUACGCUGUAUAUGCCAUUGUCUUAUACAACGCAUUUCCUCAGUUUCGCGGCAACAUCGUUAGCGGCGAUUGAAGAAAUUUUGAAGUCAAGAUAAACUCUUCUGAAGGGAGUAGAGAACGCUAUCAGUAUCUCGUUGGAUAAGAAGUUGUCAAAGAGAUUAACUAUUGAAACUUUCCCAUUAUAUACGGUACAAAGCUUAAAGGUAUAAAAGUAAUAAGAAGUCAUCGGCAAAUAUUGGCGAAGAUUACACUGACUAAGUAAGAAAAUAAUCAAAAUGGGCAAACAAAAUAGUAAACUAAAGCCUGAGGUUUUAGAGGACCUGAAGCAGAACACUGAAUUUUCAGAUGCCGAAAUACAGGAAUGGUACAAAGGUUUUUUAAAGGAUUGUCCCAAUGGUCAUUUAUCUGUUGAGGAAUUUAAAAAAAUAUAUGGCAAUUUCUUUCCGUACGGGGACGCCAGUAAGUUUGCAGAGCAUGUUUUCCGGACGUUUGACGCGAACGGCGACGGCACUAUAGACUUCCGGGAGUUCCUGUGCGCUCUUAGCGUGACGUCACGCGGAAAACUCGAACAGAAACUCAAAUGGGCCUUCUCAAUGUACGACUUGGACGGCAACGGCUACAUAUCCCGACAGGAGAUGCUCGAAAUUGUCAGUGCUAUUUAUAAAAUGGUGGGAUCAGUUAUGAAGAUGCCAGAAGACGAAUCGACACCCGAGAAGAGGACGGACAAAAUCUUCCGUCAGAUGGACACGAACAAUGAUGGCAAGCUGUCCCUCGAGGAGUUCAUUGAGGGUGCAAAGAGUGACCCCUCCAUUGUCCGGCUGCUGCAGUGCGAUCCGCAGUCAGAGUGAUACGCCAGAUAUUAACGUUGCGGUCAUAAACACGGACAUUUGACCUUAUAAAUAGUACCUAACCCUGUACAUUAUCACUUAUCAUGCUUCUAUAAGCUAGUGCCCGGCUAAGUUACCUGCAUGUGACAUGUGCGGGACUUGUCCUGUUGCUUGGCUGUCUAUACCAGUUUAAAAUUCAACAUGUGUUGUUAUACGUUUUACAAUAUACCCGUUGUCUUAUUGUAUUGUGAUUGGACAGAACGCAAGGGAUAUAUAUAGAUAGUUAAAAUGUAUUUAAAAUUGACAAUAUUUGAUAGGUUCAUUUUAAUUAUUUUAGAUGUUACAGAAAAAUAUUUAGAAACAAUGAUGAUUAAGGAUCAAUGUUUGUAAUUUGUAACCAUAUCCUAAUUUGACUGUAAGGUAACAAUGGCAUAUAUGAUAAAUUGCCUCUCCCCAAUAUACUAGUUUCACACGAGGGCAGAGCAUAAAUUGUUUGAAUGCACAAAUUGAGACGGUACUGUUUUUACUGUAAAUGUACAUUCAAACAAUAGCAGUACUGCACUGUUUACUGCUCUGCCUCACGGUUCUGUCCUCAUGUGAAAGUACAGUUACAGCGGCAUCAUAUGAAGUAGUCAGGGCAUUAGUACUGCCCCACAGUUAGUAAAGUUUUAGUUUACUUAAUAAGUGUUAUAAGGCAGAGGCAAUCUAGUGUAAAGUGAAAGCCUUGCAAGAUUAGACAUAGUAAAUCCUGUUUACUGUUCUUCCACAGAGGUUCUUUUAAAGCACCCCUUCCAUAACUUUUCACUUGAAUUUGACAAUGUCUUGUCCUAAAAAAACUGCAUUCAAUCUCAAUAUUUGAGGAGUAAAUUCUCACUAAUCUAUGGUCUUUCAAUUCUCCAAUUAAGAUUUUCCUUUGAUGACUUUAUCCGUGUUGGUGCCUUAAUAUUAAGGAAAGCUUCGCUCCUUUAUCCUCUCUAUACCUUAGUUAUAUGUCCAAUAAUUAUAUCUUAAAUGUACUUAUAAAGAACUAGAACACCAAUUGUUAUGCUUAAACGCUUAAAUGCACAACCAGACAUCAGGACAACAUAUGCUAUUACCUUUUACUUUGUCACACCUAAUCAGUAAGUUACUAGUUUCUUACCUUAAUCUUAACUAGUCCUCACGAAAAUCACAAAUACCCUACUAGCUCUUAUAUAUAAUCUUUAAAGUUAUUGAUAACAUUUUUAAGAUCAUUUGGUGAUUAUUUUCACAUAUGCCUGUUAUUAUUCAAAAUUUAUGGUAGCUAGAAUUAAAUAUAUAAGCGUCAACAAUAUAGUUUACAUUAAAAAUACAUAGCUUGAUCCAAAAUGAUAAACUCUCUUAAUAACAAUUUACCGGAAGAUCUGAUAUACCACUCUAGAAAUGUAACUGUUGGAUCUACCUAUGUAAAUACAUACGAGUAAUCUCUUAAAGUUAAGUAUUAAUAUUUAAAUAAAAGUAACAUGUACAAUGAAAUUAAAAAAUUGACAAUGUAACGUUAGUAAUGUUUGAUAAAAUUGAUUAAAUACAUAGCGAUGUAGAUUGAAUUUGAAAGUACAAAGCAAUUGGAAAAGUUUUCUUUCUAAUUGUAAGACACGAUAGAAGUGUAUAUUAUAUAAACUUGUACAUAGUGUACUGAACAUAGCGGACCAAGUCCGUCAGAUUUCACGGUGAAAAGAAGUAAAUAAAACCAUCUCAGUUCAUACAAAGUACAUGUAAUAUAUAACACUUAUACGUACAAUUAACAUAUAAUUGUUUCAGAACGUUUCUACAUAAACAAAGCUGUUUACUUUUUGUCUAUUUAUUUUUUCAUUGUUGAUAUAGUUUUUGUGAUUUAUUUUAUUCUAAAUGAUAUCUAUCAAAACAUAAAAAUGCUUUCAACUUUUAUGAAUAUUGGCAAUUAUAUUUCAUUUUAUUAACCACAUGAUCUUUCGAUGAGCCUUAAAAUUAUUUAAUGAAGGUAUAACAUUUUUAAUUCUUUUUAAUUUUGAUAACAAUCUCAAUAUCGUUAUCUCACGAAAGUAAUCUCAUAUAAAUGUUUCAAAAACUUAAUGAGAUUCCGAGCCUCAGUUUUUUGCUCAAUAAAAUCUGAUUUUGCGAUUUAGCAAAAAACAUAACUAUAAAGUUGGUAAAUUCACUAUGGGACGGCUAAUUCUGGCUGUCUUCCUGUCGCUAGCUAGUUAAACAACAUCGAAUAUACAUAAUGUUAAGUAACAUGCGAAAUCAAAUUUUAAAAAUAAGGAGGCUCAUGCGAAAUAUAUAGCAAUAGUUGCUUUGCUAUGAAGAAACAGCGAAUUUUCUAGUUAAUUUCUAUAUAUCAAACUUGAAAAUGUUAUCUUCUCGAGUGUCUAGAUUCGCUAGGAUUUUUCAUGAAUAUUCUAAAUUGUAAGUUGGCAUAUCUGAGUAUACCAUAUCUAAGGCGUAGCUACUUUUAAUAUUUAAGAGAAAUAAUUCAAAGGUUUAAAAACAAAGGACUUUACAUGUACAUGUAACAAAGGAAACAAUUAAAGAACAACAUUUUAUAUUUCAAAAACUAAAAUAUAAAUACAAAAUAUAAUAUUUGUUAUUGAUUUAAUUAUAAUAUCAAAAUGUUUUAUAGUCUCUUGUCUACUUGUUAUAUAUGAUUGCCUGAAAAAUACUUAAUCCGUAUUAUUUUAUAAUUUCCUAGUAUUUAAACCUUUGGAAUAGUAUGUAAUAUCAAUUUGGAUCGAAGUUAUCCUGUCCCUAACUUCAUACGACCUAAAUCCCGAAUCGUGUUUUUAGAUUUGACUGAAAAUCCUUAGCUUACUUUUAAUUUUGGAAAUACGAUUCUUAUGUAACUUAAUUGAGGCAUCUUUUACUAUAAAUUAAUAUUUAAAUGAUUUUUUUUCUCAUACUAUAUAUUAAAACUAAUACUUCAACUAACACAAAUGCUUGUCAGUUUACUGUUCCUUUGCUGCCAAACAAAAUCAGUGACUUUAUCUGAAUUAGUUUAACUAUCGGUUACUUCUAACAUUUACAUCUAGUUUAUUGAUAGUUGGUUUAAUAUUAUUUAACUUUUUUAGUAUGUAAUUUCAUUUUGAUACCCUAUAUCUUAUGCAUUAGACUUAAUACGGUUUACUAGAUGAUUGUAUAGCCCUAGUCAUUGACUUCUUAAAGGCUAUAUAAAUAAUCAUCUGUAAAGCAAUAGUUAUGCUGUGAUUAGGUUCUAUAAAUUACGAAUCAAUUUAAAUUUUUAAGUUUUCACACCUUUUUUUAAUUUAUACAUAUAUAUGGUGUUAUAAAAUCUGACAAUAAGUAUGUAAAACGAAAUUAAAAUGUAUUUGUACAAAAAACGAACUUUAAUCGACUUUGUUUUUUUAGGUAUCGCAAUACAACGUAACUAAUGCACAAUCAUUUUGUUUUCCGCACAAUUAUAUCAACGAUUUAUUAUCUAUACGUUUAAGUGUGUUGUAAAAGUGUGAGGCUAAUUAAAAAGAUUUUGUGAAAACAAUGUACAACUGUUCUAAAUUAUACAUUACGUUCUUUUUGAUAAAAUGUUAAAUAAUUAAUGUUUACGAAAGUAUAAAAUAUUUUAAGCAUGAUACAUUUACGGGCGUAAUCCCAAUAAAUCCAAAUGCUUUAUAUAGAAUCGAUGCUUUUAGAAUAGCCCACAACCAUGUUUUAUCUCGAUUUACUGUUGUCAUGUAAAAGAGAUUAAUAUUUUAAUAGAUAAUUUUAAACAUCGUAAAAUUGUUGAAUGUUAAAAUGAAAAUUUUUAUGAAUCUUAGUGGAUUAGUCAAUGUAUUUAUCUCUUACCAACGAAGUAAAUACCUCAAAUAAUCGAAAACACCAAGUGCCAUCGCGCACUAUUCUCGUUGACCAUGAUAUUCAUUUUGAUUGUGUAUUUGGUAAUUAUAAGCCUUAUGUACCUGUACAAUUAAUGAUAAAAUUAUAGAUUAAUGAAUCGAACAGGUCGACAGCUUAAGGUGAUUCGUUUUAAUGCAAUGCUUGAAAGGUUCUGUGCAUGCUACUCGCCAAGCGAGUUUACUUGCCACUGCUAAUGUAUUCGGCAUACAAGAAGACUUACCGUCAUUAAAUCUUAGCAGCACAGAACAUGUUAACCUAAAUUACCUCUCAACUACUACCUCGAUUUAGGAAGCUAUGAAAGUUAAAUUGUAACCGCAAUUCAAUUUUGCUUCUUGAAUUGACACUACCUCUGAUCACUUCAUUUAUACAACGAAGUGGUGAGAUGAUGGUAGACUUUAAAUGAAAAAAAAACCUUUUAGUAUUGUAAAAGCGAAUCGCCUAGUGCCUUAAACAUACACUGUGUAUAUAUGUAUACAUAUAUUUGUGUAUAUGUGUAUACUAUUACAUGCCUGCUGUUCAAUGAAAACUGGAUUAUACUUCACAAUAUGUAACAUAUGUAGAAAGAUCCACAGCCGCUGCCAAUAACUUUACUGUCUUCCAGCGCUUAAAAGAUAAGAUAACAAACAAUGCCAUUAACUUCUUUGUGUGGACAAAAUAUAUAGUAUGAAGAAUACCAGUUUUCAUGUUGUUUUAAAAUGUAAUAGAAAGGUUAGUAGCACCACCACUAGUUUAUUGCUAGCAUUAUAUGGGUGCUAAUUUUUACAUACAUUAUAUCUAGAAAGCUUUUCAAAUAAUUGUUCUAAUGUCGGUGACUAGUUUCAUCUAUUGUAAACAAUAUAUUUAUCCCUUUUCAAUCAAGGUUUAGAAAUGUUGUUACAUCUAGUUGUACACAGUUUUGAUCUACUCCUUCACCUCUGCUUAUACCUCCUGUUACUUCACUCAAAAUUAAUCAACACUUGAAUCUUAUAUGGUGCAUAAGUGUUCUCAGAUCAAAAUCAUUCUUAAAAUUAUGUUUUGAAAUUCUAUAUUACCCUGUGGUUUUAAAUGAUUUAUAAAUAUGUAAUGUAAAAGUAUUCAACACCAUGUCAGUUUGUGUGAAUAUUUGACCAAAUAAUUAUUUUAAAUCAACUGAAAAUCGAUACGGUUUUAAAAUUGAUUUUCCGUUGAUGUAACUUGAUUACAAAUCAACAUAAAAUGCGCUUAAGCACUAUUUCAGUCAAUCGUGUUAAAUCAUAUUUAAAAAAAUGUGUAUAUGUUGAUUGUUUGGUGGCACAUUAAAAGCAUUAUAAGACAAAAAAUUGUCAAUUGAUAUAUCUUAUUAGGCAGUCUAAAUAAUUUGAAUUAUAGGUGAGCCAUCGCCCUGCCAGCCUUUAAAAUAUGACACCAAAAGCUCGACUUUGCAUUUGUACAAAGUUUUGUAGAAUUCAUUCAUAUAAAUUGUUAAAUAAAACAAUGAUAACUAAAAACUUCUGAAGAUAUCGAAGUUGUUGCAAUGCUUUUUAAAUUAAUGUUUAAAAACUUGUUGUGCGAAACAUAUCAUAUCGCUUUAUUUUCUAAUUUAAUAUUGUGUCGACUUGCGAGUAAUGUGUGCUUCGUUAACUAUUGCAUUAUGCAAUUGUUCCCAACAAAGUCAAUAAUACAAUAGCACCCUGUUAAGAUUUCAACUUUAACUAAUUAUAUGCGGAGUUGUAAAAUCUUUAGCCCCAACGCAACAUUAAAAUUACAUGUUUCUAAUGUAGAUUUUGACUUGACAAUUUGAUUGUUUCGUCAAUUUGUAAUUCCUGUCUAUUAUAAUUUUCUUAAUAAUCGAUCUUAAGGUUCAGAUACUGUUUAAGAAAACAAUUAUUGUAUCUAUUUAUUAAAUCUUUCUUCUCUCAAACUCACUGUUUCAAUUCACCCUCAUUAGUUA